Molecule: messenger RNA, 1094 nt
Organism: Sitodiplosis mosellana (orange wheat blossom midge)
Lineage: Eukaryota; Metazoa; Arthropoda; Insecta; Diptera; Cecidomyiidae
Product: facilitated trehalose transporter Tret1-like
Exons: 5
Biological process (GO): transmembrane transport
Cellular component (GO): membrane
Molecular function (GO): transmembrane transporter activity
Source: RefSeq, a predicted model, not a curated record
GUAUUGAAUGCAUUCUCUGGCAUCGCAGCUGCGGCUGGCAUAUUCAUGAUAUUCUUGCUCGGAUCAUUUCUUUCUUGGCGUCAAGUAUCCCAUGCAUGCGCCGUUGUACCAAUUCUAAAUGUUUUGGUGGCGAUAUUUGUGCCCGAAUCACCAAUUUGGUUACUCUCCAAGAAUCGUUCAGGAAAAGCGCAGAAAUCGUUACAAGUACUUCGAGGAUGGGUUGCCGGUGAAAUUGUCUCACCCGAGCUUGACCAAUUGAAACGCAUUAGUGAAAUAUCGGCAACAUGUAGUGAUUGUGAGAAAUCCGGGAGCAAAUGUGAUCAUCCGCCACCCACACUGCUGAACAAAUUAAAAGAUACGACGAGAAAACGAACAUUGAAGCCUCUACUCUUAGUUACAAUUCUAUUUUUUGUGAUGCAGUUCUCUGGAAUGUUUGCAAUGAGACCGUACAUUGUUCCAAUAUUAAACGCUCAUGGCAUUGCUUUCGAUGCGAAUUUUACAACCAUCAUCCUUGGGGUUCUUGGAAUUUCGGCAAAUGUUUUCAUUGUUUUCACCAUUCGAAUUCUCGGCAAACGACGAAUCUACCUGUGGUCAAUGGUUGGGAACUUUGUUAGCUGUUUUGGACUAAGCAUCUAUGGAUGGAUAUUCUUUCCCGCUGGUUGGUCGUCAAUUGGUCUGGCUGCAGAAAGUUUGGAAUCAAUCCGAUAUAGCGUCGGACACUACAAUUACUUCGCUUUGGUCAUGUUUUUGAUCAUGCAAUUCUGUAUUUCGGUGGGCGUCUCAUCCAUACCGUUCAUCAUGAUGUGUGAAGUAUUCCCCUUCAAGUCACGAGCGUUUUGUUGCUCUUUAGUCUUAGUCGAAAGUCAACUAUUUGCAUUCAUCGCAACCAAAACGUACUAUGACUUCGAAAGAUGGCUUUCAUUACCCGGGGUCAUUGGCUUUUAUGGUAUCAUCGCUGUUCUUGGAUUCAUUUUGAUGACAUUCAUGUUACCUGAGACAGAACAUUGUUCGUUAGAGGACAUAGAAUUGCAUUUUUCGGACAAUAAACGCGGUAUUUUCGAUACAAAUAUUAAAAAACUAAAUUUACUUUCAAA